This is a messenger RNA of Acanthamoeba castellanii str. Neff, 1767 nucleotides long. Its product is annotated as twinarginine translocation pathway protein, putative. The record is from RefSeq and is a predicted model, not a curated record. Gene Ontology annotation, molecular function: copper ion binding; oxidoreductase activity. The coding region runs from base 1 to 1767 and encodes 588 amino acids. The transcript is spliced from 12 exons. Lineage: Eukaryota; Discosea; Longamoebia; Acanthamoebidae.
AUGAAGCCAGCCCGGAUCCUGGCAAUCCUCUCCGUCGGCAUGCUCUUCUGCGCCAUGUGUGCGAUGGCUCAGCUUCCUACGUCGCUGAAUCUGACCCGCUGGGCUCAGCCGCUGCCCAAGCCGCACGUCUUCGAGCCCGUGAAGCAGACCUGCGACGGCGACCACUACGACAUCACCAUGGGCGUGGUCAAGCACCAGUUCCACCCGAGCCUGCCCGUCGUCGACAUCUAUGGCUACGGUGGGACCUACCCGGGUGGCACGUUCGAGGCCGUCGUGAAUCGUCCCGUCCACGUCACCUGGCGCAACUCGCUCCCCGAGAAGCACAUCCUGCCCACCGAGCCUCUCGAGAUGGAAGGAAUGCAUAUGGAGAACCCGCCCGAUUCGGCGGGAGUGGUGCAUCUGCACGGCGCUCUGAUCGACCCCAAGGACGACGGCUUUUCGAUGGACUGGAUCACCCGCGGCCAGAAGAUCCAGUACCACUACACCAACGAGCAGCUGCCGCUCACCAUGUGGUACCACGACCACGUCAUGACUCGGACGCGCGUCAACGUCUACGCCGGCCUUGCUGGCUUCUAUCUGCUGAGGGACGAAGACGAACAUGAGCUGGGGCUGCCCAAGGGCCGCUACGAGAUGCCGCUCAUCAUCCAGGAUAAGAUCCUGCCGUCGACCGACGGCAUGCCGUUCUACCCGUUCGAGUGGGGCGCGUUCGACGGCGACGUGCCGGUGGUGAACGGCAAGGCCUACCCCUACUUCGAGGUCAAGGCGCGCGCCUAUCGGUUCCGUUUCCUCAACGGCUGCAACUCGCGCUUCCUCCGCCUCACCCUCCCCGACGGCCCCACCUUCUGGCAGAUCGGUAGCGAUGGCGGUUUCUUCAACGAGCCCGUGCGGGUGAAGCAGCUCACGAUGGGACCGGCCGAGCGGGCCGAUGUGAUCAUCGACUUCUACGGCUACGAGGGCGAGACCAUCACCCUUCGCAAUUCGGCCCCCGUGCCCUUCAACGGCUUGCCCGGCGGCGACGCUGUCGAGGGCUUCCGUGAGGUCAUGCAGUUCAGAGUGCGCCAGGACAAGGGGGCGAAGAGGCCCUACUGCAUCCCGUCGCUGCGCGGCGUGGCCCACCUGCCGCCGCUGCCCAAGCUCGACGACCUGCCCGACGGGCUGGUGGAGAAGGUCAGGGAUCUGCCCAUGGAGCUGGUCCGCACCCCCAACAGCACCACGGCGGCGGUUAUGUUCCUCCUGAACGGGCUGCAGUUCCACGACGAGCCGACGGAGACGCCUCUGGUGGACUCGACCGAGGUGUGGAACCUGAUCAACCUCACACCGCUCACGCAUCCCAUCCACCUCCACCUGGUCCAGUUCCGCGUGCUUCAGCGCCGCGCCUUCAACAUCACCUCCUUCGUCAAGGGCGAGGAGCCUCAGUACCUCGGCGAGCCCAGACUGCCGGAUCUCAACGAGCAAGGGUGGAAGGAUACGGUGAGAUCUAACCCUGGCGACGUAACCACCAUCCUCGUCAACUUCCCUAAAUAUGUGGGGUGGUUCGUGUGGCACUGCCACAUGCUGGAACACGAGGACCACGACAUGAUGCGCCCGCUCGUGGUGCUGCCCAGGGACGGCUCCCCGCCUCCUCCGCCCCCCGGCGGACACAACGGCCACUACACUGACGGCCACACCCAUGAGGACGAGGAAGAGGACGACCAUGGAGAAGACGACGGCCAUGAUGACGAUGAUGGUGAUCAUGAAGAAGAGGAAGAAGAGGGUCAUGCCCACUAG